UCUUUCAAGUACAUUGUGUGUGUGUUGUCUUGCAAUGAAGGCUUUCUGUGACUAAUGUGUUUAUGACAGUCUUCUAUAGUAUUUACAACAACAACUUCCUCUUAAUGUUGAGUGUACCCCCUGCCAUGGUAACUCCAGCAGUUAUAGUGGGUUUAUAACGACAAGGAAGUGCAGCAACGAGCAGAUAUCCCUAAUCUUAUUCUGUCUUAUUUCAGAUUAUGGUGCUAAUGAUAAAUACACAUUAAAUGAACAUGUUUAUGUCACGCUACGUACUAAUGCCGAAUGGAUAAAUAAAAUCGCCAUGCAAGAUGGCCGCGGUUGUAGCAGACGAUAUUUUUGUGGGUCACAGAGCGUCGUCAUGGGCACGUGGUUUAGCGGCGGGAGGCGCCUUUUGAUACCCGUUAUACGAAUAAUAGGCCUACGGUGAUAUUACCAUUAAUCCGUGACAGUGUUGACAAAGAUAGGACCACAUGAAAAUGCUUUAGUUGAAUUGUUCAGUGACAAUAUUGGGAAGUUUGACAAAUAGAAUGGACUUGAAUGGAGACGCUUAGACUUGGGCAGCAUAUCGAAGGCUUUGAUCGUCUUGGAUAUGAUAUGGAGCUAAGAGAGGUAAGGACGUAUUUCACUGUCUUGAUCGGACACCAGCUCGGACACCUGGGUCACUAGCCGAAGAUAUAAUGGGUCCAGCUAUAGCUGACAUUAUCAUUGAUGUUUUUGCCAAAGUCAUAGACGCCACAAAAAUCAGGAUUAUCACGUCAUCGGUACUGUCAAACGACGGCACCGUAACGUCGUACGCCUCACAGUCACAGUGAACUGAUCGAGUCAGGAUAUCCUGGCCGAAUGCAACGGGUUGUGGCGGGCCUGUGAGUGUGACCGGCUUUUGACAAGGAGACGUUUAGGCGAUCACAAGGCUUAGUGUUUGGUCAGGAUGGAUAUAGAAGGACGACCCUCUUCGGGGAGGGAGAGCGGACAGGGAAACAAAUCAGAAGGUUACAGUGAAUAUGGCGAAACGUCUGGAAUCGUUUCCGGGACUCAGUCGCCGACGAUCAUAGUACCAACAGCAGACGAUGGGGUACUCGCAGACGACAGUAAAGACACGCAGGGCUGUGGUGCAGGAGACGGUGAUGACGACAUGCAGACCUCUGAUGAGGGAUUUGGUCAAGAGGAAGCAGAGAGCGAUGAAGGUCAAGGCCUAUCUCGACCUCAACGGGAAGUAAAAUUUUCCGACCUAGAGCAAACGUCUGCUGAGCGAGCACACUCGGAGAUCCCGGAUGUGGAAUCAUUUGAUGAAGCAGAGGCAUUGAGGCCUGGCCAAAACACGCCCGAGGAAAGCCAAGAGGUAGCGGAGACCCAGGGCCAACCUUUCACGUUAUUUGCUAUACUCCCUACCAAGGAAGUCGUAACUUUACGUGAUGUGUCAUCUGGGAGCACAGUUUACCACGUCCAGUAUCUGAUUGAACUGUCCGGGGGUAUUCCAAGUGAAUGCUACUCUUUGGUCUCGUCCACCUCCGCGGAAAAACUCUCUGCUGACACCAAGUUGGUCCUUGGUGAGAACAUCACCGCCGGUGCCACCAUGCGAAUCAUCCCUCACCUCGCGUGGUUAGAGGUGUUCAGGGCUAUCUGGCACAGUGAUGUAGACUUUAUUAGCAAGACUGGCGAGGCUUGUCUGAUGGGCAACAUGAGCCCACAGGAAGCAGUGGAGAAGGAGAACACGUAUAGAAAGAGAAUGUUAUUUUGCUUGUUCAUGGCUUGUGCCAGGGGAGAGAAAGAGAUGUGUCAGAUCUUCAUCGAGAUGGGUGCUGAUGUAACUGGGAGGACAAAUUACGGGAACACUGCCCUCCAUGCCGCGGCCAGGCACAACCAGCUCGUCGUGGUAGACCUCCUAUUGAAGAAUGGUGCUACGUCGAGUCAGAACGUCUUCGGGAAGACGGUAACGGAGAUAGCGAAGGAAGCAGGUGCCUUUUCGUGUGAACGGUAUCUCAGACUGCAUAAGUGGUCUCUGACCGGACAGAACUACGCCAUCUCUCCCAAACCCUCCCCGCGAGUAUCAAAACCUGCAUCAGCAACUUCACAGAGAUCCAGCCAAUCGGGGCGUUUCUUGAAAUCACAGGUGUUCUUACCAAAGGGAGCAGACAACAUGAUGAAUGACCAAACGGGAGGAUUCUUCUCCAACAAGGCUCUCAUGAGCUCGUCAAAUCUGCCAAACAUUGACAAACGGUGCAAGUCUGCGCCUGUGGGGCGGAGCGCACAGAAGAGUCGUCCUUCCACCGCUCAAAGCGCAACAAGAGGAGGGUCUAAAUAUCAUAAGGAUUGCUUGCAGAGGGGUGGUGUUAUCACGGUCAGCAAACCACAAAAGGACUAUCUUGGUGCUGAUAUUGUUAAAUAUAUUGACCACCCUAUGGUGACUGGGACGGUUGAAAAUGUGCAUGUCUACGUCCCGUCGGUUGCGACAGACAUAAACGUUGGUACGAACGCUUGUGAUGGGGUAAGUGGAGGGAGGGUUCCUCGAGACUUUGAAAAAGACAAUGCCAACGAUCCUGACAGAACCGUCCUGGCCGAGACUCUUUGUCGCUGGGAAAAUGACCAAAAUAAUAGACAGCUACAAAAGAAACCCAGGGCGAAGUCAGCCUCUGCUAGGCUUUACAAGUCUCAUUUCCAUAAAUAUUUGGAACCUGAGGAACCUGUGUAUUAUUCAAGGGUGAAGGAGCUCAGGGAACGCCGCGCGCAGACGGCAGUGUUGUCCCCGGAAGAGGAGGAAAGACGGUUGAGGAACGAUGCUGCUUAUCAACGCUGGAUGGCCAAAAAGACUGCGCAGGGCGCAUUUUCUCCGCAGGAAAAAGACGGCCAGCUGGUAUUGCCGAGUGGCAAACACACAAGAGAGGAGAACGAGAGAGCGUUUGAGAGAUGGUUGGAGGAGAAAGAAGACGAAGAACCUCAGAAGAUGAACUGCCUGGAAAGACGGAUAGAUCGGGAGAACGUGGUGCAGUUCGGUUGCACGGAUCCGGAAGAUGUUGUGUUGUCGUCACCAGAGGACAACCAUCUCAGUUACCAGAGAUGGCUUGGUUCGCAACAGGAGAAAGGGAGUUCACGCGGGAGUUAUACCUCUGACGAACCGUCUGAUGUGCUUCGCAGACGAACUGAAGAAAAGAGACGGAAGACGAUUAUAAACGUCAAAGCAUAUGAAGAAUGGUUGGAGGAAAUAGAGGAAGAGGAGGAGGUGGAACGAAAGAUUGCCAUGGAGAAGAAACAAGCUGCACAGCAGGCGAAUGAGGAGACAAAGAAACAACGCGCACCAAAGCAAGUCUCGUUUUCGAGAUGGCUCGCCAUGAAGGAGAGGAAAAGACAGGAGGAGAAAAAGAGACAAAGAAUGGAGGAUGCACAGAAAGCCGAGGAGGAGAGGUUACGAAAUGAGGACUGGAGCACUGGUACAAACGUGAAGACAUUCAAGCAGUGGUACAUCUUGCAAGGUAAACCCAAACCUGUGAAAGACCCCAAGAAGGGGCGAGAGGGUCAAACACGGGCGGAACAACUUCAGCGAGAGAAGGAGGAACGUGCCAAAAUGGCCAGGGAGUCUUUUGAUAGUUGGGCCAUUCAGAAAGCACUCCAAGAUCUGCAGCUCGAGAAACAGAGGUUGAGACAGGAGGAGAGAAGAUUGGACAUGAUGCGCGGGAGGAAGCAGACGACAAUACAAUGAGAUCACAUGACAGAUACACUGAAAACUUGACAUUUUCGGCACCUGCUUGAGUUAUGUCUGAGUGUGUUAUGUUGACCGCCUUACAUGCCUCAGGUAUGUCACAAUAUCAUUUUGACAAACCUAGAAUAGUUUCAUGGCGUUCUCACUACAAUCUCAAACCGUUUAGUUGCUUCUGGUGAUUUUAGAAACAUUGAAUGCUACCCCGGAUUGCAAACAUGGCCUACAACAUGACUCCUCCUUACGCAUGUUUCAUGAGGAAGUAAUAUGUAUCGAGUGAAAUGAUCUGAUAGUGUCAGGAUGACAACUACCUUGAACAAUUAGACUUUCUCAAGCAGCGGGAUUAAGACAAUAGCGCCAAGAUUUGUGAUAGAUUUAACAAAAUUGUAAUAGCUAUAUUGAUGUGCCAUAGAUUAAUUUAUGCAACAAGUGACUCUAGUUACCAUUGUGUGGAUGGUGAACGCGGUCAAUGAGGACAAUACAAAAAAUAUAAGGGACAGAAGAGACAAUGUAAUGUAUACCGGAUUAACCUUGACUAUACGGGAAAUGGGCAUGUAGAAUCAAUACAGGCGUGACAAGUGGGCACACUUCGUUGGUCUUGUCUGGCACACCCUGUCGUUGGUUAAAGACAUAUGUCUUCCAGCAGAAGCAGGAAUAGUAAGAUCAGGUCACUGGAGACAUGUGGUUGUUUCAUAGUGUAUACAUGUUUUGUAGUUUACUGGCGAUAGACGAUAUUUCCUCUGAAUGUGCAUCCAUUAGUUUUUUGUUGAGAGAGUGGAUGAUCGAUAAAACAACGACCACGGUCAGGGUUUCGACGGCAAUUGUCCCAACAACCUGUUCAUUAUCUGUCAGGUUUUCUCGAAUAAAGCACAUGAUCAAAA
This is a messenger RNA of Lineus longissimus, 4572 nucleotides long. RefSeq lists its product as uncharacterized. The record is from RefSeq and is a predicted model, not a curated record. The coding region runs from base 929 to 3694 and encodes 921 amino acids. The transcript is spliced from 5 exons. Gene Ontology annotation, molecular function: protein binding. Lineage: Eukaryota; Metazoa; Nemertea; Pilidiophora; Heteronemertea; Lineidae.